Molecule: messenger RNA, 820 nt
Organism: Cyprinodon tularosa
Lineage: Eukaryota; Metazoa; Chordata; Actinopteri; Cyprinodontiformes; Cyprinodontidae
Gene: crabp1a
Product: cellular retinoic acid binding protein 1a
Exons: 4
Coding region: 95-508 (137 amino acids)
Biological process (GO): fatty acid transport
Cellular component (GO): cytosol; nucleus
Molecular function (GO): fatty acid binding
Source: RefSeq, a predicted model, not a curated record
GAGGAGCAGAGUGAAGGAGGAGGGUGAGGAAGAAUCAGAGAGAGACAGCAGAGUGAGGAACAGGUUCCUUCUGCAGCCCUCAGCCUCAGCAGCCAUGCCUAACUUUGCCGGCAACUGGAAGAUGAAGAGCAGUGAGAAUUUUGAUGAACUUCUCAAAGCCUUGGGUGUGAACGCCAUGCUGAGGAAGGUAGCUGUGGCAGCAGCCUCAACCCCUCAGGUGGAGAUCCACCAGGACGGCGAGCAGUUCUACAUCAAAACCUCCACAAGUGUGCGAACCACUGAGAUCAAUUUCCGUAUCGGCGAAGAGUUCAAUGAGGAGACUGUGGAUGGACGCAAGGUCAAGAGCCUUCCCACAUGGGAGACAGAGAACAAGAUUUACUGUCAGCAGACUCUGGUGGACGGAGAUGGUCCUAAAACGUACUGGACCCGAGAGCUGAAAGGGGAUGAACUGAUACUGACAUUUGGUGCAGAUGACGUGGUGUGCACAAGGAUUUACGUUCGUGAGUGAGGCAGUGCAAACCUUCACCUGGACAAAGCUCAUGUGAAUCUCUUCUGCUAACUCAACAAUUCAUUCGCCAAGUUUCCUGUGAAAACUUAACCUCUUAGCAUCAACCAUAAUAGUCUUUACAUGUGAUAGUGUCAGUUUUCUGGUUAUUCGUUGUUAUCAUUGUAUCCGCAGUGCAGUAGCUAGCUCUUUCAGUGUCCAUACCUGCAACCAAGCUAUGAUAAUGUAGGAUUUGGUCUUCGGCUGUUUAAAUCAAGUGUUCAUGUUUGAUGAAAGGAAGCAAUAAAACAUACAUGGAACCAAUUAUAUCAAAAA